UGUUUGUACCCUGUUGUACCUUGUGCUGGUCAGUUGUUCUUGUUUUGGCGCAAUGACAAAUUAAACCGAAAAAGGGCGAAUCGAGACUUGGAAGGACUUCUCUACGUUGACCAUCAUCAGACCCCAUCGUAUUUUUUACGGAGAUCUUCAUAAAUGUUAUAAAAGCAAUUGGUUGUGGCAGGAUGCCAAACUUUGCGAACUGCAGGAUCUGAUGAAUGACUUUUAUCGAGCACAUUUCAAAACCUAGGAUUUAACUAGACAGCUAACAUGAAGUUUGCUCAUAUUUUGUUAAAGAACAGCUCAAAGCUGAACAUACCCAAGCAAGUGGACAGAUUUUCAAAGUACUCUCCGUCCCCUCUCUCAAUGAAGCAGUUCAUUGACUUUGGAUCUGCCAAUGCCUGCGAGAAGACCUCCUUCAUGUUUUUAAGGCAAGAGCUUCCCGUCCGGUUAGCCAACAUCAUGAAGGAGAUCGACUUCCUCCCCGACAAACUGCUUAGCACCCCUUCACUGAAGCUACUUCAAAGCUGGUACGCACAGAGUCUAAUGGAACUGGUUGACUUUCUGGAGAAGGACCCAGAUGAUAAAAAGGUUUUGACUAGAUUCACAGAAACGCUGAUCAAUGUCAGGAACAGGCAUAAUAACGUGAUGCCCACCAUGGCACAGGGUGUGUUAGAGUACAAGGAAGCUUUUGGCGUGGAUCCUGUGACCAAUCAGAACGUCCAGUACUUUUUGGACCGCUUCUACAUGAGCAGAAUCUCUACACGCAUGCUGAUGAAUCAGCACACAUUAAUCUUUGAUGGCAGCACCAAUCCAGCCCACCCCAAACACAUUGGCAGUAUCGACCCAAACUGUGACGUUGUGGAGGUUGUAAAAGAUGCCUUUGAGAGUUCCAAGAUGCUUUGUGAUCAAUACUAUUUGACGUCUCCUGAAGUGGAAAUCAACCAAGUCAACUAUAAAGGACCCAACGAGCCCGUACACAUAGUUUAUGUGCCUUCUCACCUGUAUCACAUGCUUUUUGAGCUCUUCAAGAAUGCAAUGAGAGCAACUGUUGAAACUCAUGAGACCAGCCUACAUCUCCCACCAAUCAAAGUGAGAGUUUCUCUGGGAAAAGAAGACCUAACCAUCAAGAUGUCCGACAGAGGAGGUGGAGUUCCCUUGAGAAAAAUCGAGAGACUUUACAGCUACAUGUAUUCAACCGCACCGAGUCCUGUGGUUGGAGAUUCCCGCAACGCACCCCUGGCUGGUUUUGGCUAUGGUCUUCCUAUCUCCCGCCUGUAUGCCAAGUACUUCCAGGGAGAUCUGCAGCUUUACUCCAUGGAGGGAUAUGGCACAGCAGCAGUCAUAUAUUUAAAGGCCUUAUCAUCUGAAUCAAUAGAGAGACUUCCUGUGUUUAACAAGUCAGCUUUAAGGCAUUAUCAAACAAGCAUGGAGGCCGACGACUGGUGCAUCCCGAGCAGCGAACCCAAGAAACUGGGAAAGUAUGAGUACAGCGUUUGAGAGCGAGGGAACACUCAUCUGAUAAACAUAGGAACUUUAUGGGGCUAUGGUCAGUGUGUGUUGGCAAGACCUUGAAUUGGUUUAGGAUAAUUAUUUACGCAAUUAUUCGGGAAUUUCAGAAGCAUUGUGUUAUCACAGGUUUGAUAAUUGACUUUUUGAAUGUUAUAUAUGAAUAACAAGCCAUAGUUGUCUUCCAUGUUUCACACUGGUAAUAAUCCAUCGCACACUUCGUUUGCUGUGCUUACACUUUCUAGUCUUCAGAGAACAGGCUUCUCUAUAGUAGGGAGGGACAAAUAAACUUGUGAAAUCACAAGUGUUUUAAAGUUUGUGUUUUAGGCAGUGGGGCCAAGUUUUUGUUUAGCUUUGUGUAAGUUAUUGUUUGGGAGAACACAACUAAUAAGUAAGCAAGGCUGUAUUUAGUUCCUUGGGAGAAUAAUGCAUUCACAAUGCAAACCUUUGAAUGACAUUAGUUGUGCAUUGUUUGCUGGUUUCAUAUUGCAGAGUUGGACCUACUGUCUAACACUCCAUUUAGUUUUGAUUGUGAAAAUGUGAUUCUGUUAUUCAGGCCAUAUCAUUUUUCAACUUAAGAUAAAUGCUUUCCGAAAAUAAAAUAACACUAUCAUUAAUAAUACAUUGAUAGAGUUGUUGCCAUUAUACCAGCUAUGUUAUUUGACUGACAUUUUCUGGAGGAUUUCGUAUUACAGAACUUGAAUUUGACGCAUCAUGAACUGCGUCUAGGCCCAGGUUAGUAACUGUGGUAUUUAUUUAUGUGUCUAAAUAGGUUUGACCAUAGGUUUGUUAUGUGUGAUGCUUUUUCUGACCACACAGUGUAAAAUGUAUGAUUGUUGUGUCAGCAUGACAUUUGGCAGCAUUGUAAGGGGCAGUUCACAUUUUGCGUCUAAAACCGCGUGGAAAACGCGACCGUUGUUUGGUUCUUGUCCUGCGGUGCGCUUGCGGCAUUCUGAAAAGUUGGAAUGUUUUUAAGUUGAUGCAGUGUGGACUUGAGCGCGCAAAAGACGCGAAAUGUGAAUCGCCCCUUAAUCAACAUUAUUGUAAUUUUUUGUUUGUUUUGUAAGGAUGAUACUGUAACAAUGAUUUGGCAGUAUUUCCUUUAUUUUUAUUUCCAUAUCAUAGAUAAAUGACAUUUCUAGUAUUUUAAUUUUUGUGUUAAGAAUUGUUUUUGAGUGAAAUUUAAGAAUUGUUAUUUUGUUAUUUUUAUUUUUUAUCUAAAAAAACAAUGUGAAGGACCUAAAUGAUUUGUUAAGGUGGCAAUAGCUGUUUUAGGUUUUAAGUGACACUCUUCAAACUUUUCUGUCCGUUGUCUCAAAAGGAUUAUUUGCACUUUCUCAGCUGUAAUGUUAAACUGACAUUGACUCUGUUGAUUAAUGUCUUCAUUCAUACCUCAUCUUGAGCUUUAUUAGAGUCACGAGGAGCUUGAUGUCCUCUUUCCGUCCAUAUUAAACAUGUUGAAUCUUGGUUGUGCUAGAUCCACCAUCCUGUGUUCAGAAAGCAGCUAAGCUCUAAUGUUCAGGAUCAGUGCCAAAACUGUUUGCCUCACUGAAUUAAUGGAUACACAGCAGUCUUCAUAUACUGUAGUGCCUGUUUCUGUACUAUUAAAACAAUAAAUGAAGAAAAAGUUCA
Paramisgurnus dabryanus is the source of this 3138-nucleotide messenger RNA. It is a transcript of the gene pdk4, whose product is annotated as pyruvate dehydrogenase kinase, isozyme 4. Gene Ontology annotation, cellular component: mitochondrion. Gene Ontology annotation, biological process: protein phosphorylation; regulation of glucose metabolic process. NCBI's taxonomy places the organism in Eukaryota, Metazoa, Chordata, Actinopteri, Cypriniformes, Cobitidae. Gene Ontology annotation, molecular function: pyruvate dehydrogenase (acetyl-transferring) kinase activity. The record is from RefSeq and is a predicted model, not a curated record.